CGCGCUCCCCCUCGCCCAGUGCAGGUUGCUGAAGGACUGGGGGGAGAAAUCCGGGCAGGGCGCGGAGAGUGGCUUAGCCCGGACAAAGUUUCCCAGGCGUGGGGUGGGGGGCGCAGCUAGGCAGGAGGGAGCCCCACGCGUGGGAAGGCUCUGCCGUGGGUGUGCGGCUGGUGGAUCGCUGCUCCCUGGGGCUUCUCUGCAGCUUCUUCUGCUCCUGCCAGGCACUUCUGUUCAGUUGUUUAAACCAGAGGACAGGGGGGAACCUGCUGCCUCUUGCCAGCCCUGAGUUCCCACUCAAGCCCAGGAAAUUCAACGCAGCACAAGCCCAGUGAUCAUCUCGCCAAUGCCAUGUGUGUUCACUAAGGUGCAAAGUCCCCUGGGAGACUCGUAUCAACAUGUUCAGUGAAAAGAGCAGCACCUCUUUGUCCCAGAAAUCUAGCCAGAAAAAGACCAGGCCCCAGGGGCUCCCAUCUCCUGCUCUCUGCUGUGCCUGUGGACUUUGCAUCAUGCUCGCCGGGAUCAACAUCACCCUGGUGGGAGCGUUCGCUUUUGGGACUUUCCUCCCUGUGAACAACCCUCCCAUCAUCAUUGGACCCAUCCUGCUGGUGGUUGCUUUCACGUUCUUUGGGGCCUGCUGCAUCUGUAGCAGGAGACCACCCGCCCAUGGGGCAAGGAAAUCCAAGCCAGGUUCCAACACUGGGCUCAUCAAACCUGGUAACACGGCCUUCGAGAUAGAAACCAGUGAGCACACGGUGCAGGACACCACCGCCGUGCAGCUGAGCCCAACCAACUCGCCUAUGUCCUCCAGAAAGUCCACACCCAUCCAUGAGAACUCCAAGACCUGUAAACUCUUCACAAUGGAUGGCAAUGGGCCGGCAGCAAAAUACACAGCAGGAGGGGAAUCAAUUCAGCUGAACUUACCUAGAGACCUUAUGACAUCCUAAGUCAAGUCAGAGUGAUUAUUAGCAGCCAGGUAGGCACUGCAGUUAGGCGCGCCAUGAUCAGAUGGAUACAGCCACUAGGAAGCAGCAAGCCUAUGAAAUCCUUUUGUGUGGCCAACUGAUACGUUGACAUCUUAAAAACCAGUUAAGAAAGGAAAGGGAUGACAUGGUAAUUGGAAACAAUGGUGAAAAAUUCCAGCUUUUUUCUGGAAUGGGCGCAUUUAUUUAAUGUGAUUAGAAAUAACGCUGUAACGAGGAAUCGAUGUGGCCCAGCUACUGGGAAAUUAGAGAUCUUUUGGAAUGAAUUCAUUUCUUUAGUGCAACUUAAAAAAAAAGUAACGUCUUGAUUAGAAUUCAGUGCCACAGAGUGUGGCAAAUUACAGGUCUCUCUUUUUGGAAGGGAUGCAGUUAUUUAAUGUAAUAAAAAUGACCAAUGCAGUAAUUAGAUAUUGAUAUCACCCAGUUGCUGGGAAAUUACAGAUCUUUGAGAUUCAGCUUUGGGGGGUUUGAAGAAGAAUAAAUUUAUUUUAACGCAAUUAAAAUUGCAACACAAAAAUGUGAUCCACUUUUUAUCCUGUCUCAACCUUUCCUUUCUUUUUUGACUUCCACUCUAACUCUAGCAGCCAGCAGAUCUCAAGAGCAGCAGAUAGCGUCAGCUGUUUUUCCUCCUUCAUAAUUCAGAUUCGGGUCUCAGUCCUGCUGUCUAACAUGCCACACUGCUUGGAAAGUCAGCUGUGCCUGAGUAGAUAAAGGCUGCAGGUGAUUGGUUAAGCCAGGCCUUGUGAUGGAUGGAGAGUAUCAGAAGAGGCAGCCCAUAGACCUAAUGGAAAAGGAAAUGAAGUCAUGUGGAAAGAGGUUCCGCUGAGCAAUAGAAAUGAACUGAGAUAAGAUGAUGCACUUGAACAUCCUUUGGGGGGACUUUGGGCCUGGCUCGGACAUGGCUACUUGGAGUCAGCAUUUAUUCGGGAAUGAAAAUAACCGUAAUGUCGUUAUUUUUACAGCUGGUGGGGAAUUUUUCAGUGAAUCAGUUUCAGUGACAAUUUCUUAAGGAUGGUUUCUCAGGUCCAGGAUGGAAUUUCUAGGGAGGGAGAGUCCAGGAUAGUCCUCACCUUGAAUGUGGGGGAACCAAGUGCAAGUCCCUGAUUUGGAGCAGGGACUCGAAACUGCAUUUCCCACAUCCCAGGCAGGUGCUCUGACCAUUAGGUUACUGGUUAUUCCAUGGGCUCUGUCUGGCUUGUGGUUUCUCCAGGCCCCUACUUGCCAGAAGACAGGCCAACUGAUCUAAAAGAUGACCAAAAGUAUCUGUGUCUCCUCCCUUUAAGUGACUGUAUAUCCCACUGACUUUGAUAGGAGCUGCGUGUGUACAAUAAGAGGAGAAUAAGUUCUCUAAAUAAGGGCACCUUGGUUUCCUGUGUUGUAAGGCAUUGGGAAGGUGGAGAGGAUGUUCGCUGGAGAGGACCCUGAAUCUAUGGAAGGAAGGAAGUGGUGUCCGUGUUGCCUGCUGCUGUGCAUGGAAGGUUUCCAUCUGACUCUGGAUGCUCAGGGCUUCCUGGAUUGGGGGAUAGGACGUACCUUGUAGCUGGUAGAGAAGCAGAGCUAAGGAGCAGCUGCUGAAUGCAGGCUGCUUCCUUCUGACACACAAUACAGUGGAAGGUAAUGCCACUUUGAGCAGCAGGAAUCUGGGCUCCUUGCAGUCUGCUCUUCUUGGAGGUGAGCAAAGCAUGGUGCAGCAGAGGUAGACAGAACCAUACUCUAGAGAUGGAGGGGCUGCAGGAUGGUUUAGAGGUGGGGGUUGUAGCUCCUUUUGACCAUUGACAGUAUCACCAACCCAAAAUGUUCAAAAAUCAGGAGUCAUGCCUGCCCAAAAUCACAAGAGUGGCUCAGACAGCAUGAGAUUAUUUUAACAAAUAAUUAAUGUUGGAUUCUGUUUAAUCAUCUUCUAGGCUUUAAGCCUUUGUGGGACAUGUUUUCAAGUUGUUUUGCCAUUUCCAAGAGAAAGAGAGAGACUUUUUUUUAAAAGUAAGCUGAGAUUCUCACAUAUUCACAUGAUUCCAGGAGCUGGGGCUUUCAGAAAAACAUCAGAUAGUAUGAGACAGAUAGUAAUAUCUUGAGAGUCGACAACACUGCAUUAAUCUCCAGGCUCCAUGGGAUUUUGAGCUUGCCAAAUCUCCCUACGAAGGGAAACAUUUAGAUGGAAGCUCAGAGGAUUUUUAAGACCUCCUUUCUCAAUGGGGGAUAGUGACGUGUCUUGUCUUUUGCUCUUUACACAACAUACCUAAUAUGAAGGAAUGACACAGGCCAAAUAACUGCAUUUACCAUGUUAGAGUGAGUCAGGAAAUGGGUUUUCCCAUGAAAAUUUUCAAGUUUUCAAAAAGCAGUUAUGUCCGGAAAUGGGAUGAAAAGUCAAAAUCUUGAUAAUUUUCACAAACUGAAAAUCUCUCCCCACCCGCAACCCCCCAAAAAUUGGUUGGUUCAAUCAAACCAUUUCAUUUAGAUUGUGACCAUUUUCAUUACUUUUACAAUAAUUACAAUUAGCUUAAAAUUUGAUACAAAAAGUCAUUUUAAAUGGGAAAACUGGAAUCGUUUCAUUUAGGAAACGUCAAAAUGAAAAGCUGCGACAAUUUCAAAACCUUAUUUAAAAAAAAAUGUAGCUGAAAAAUUUGUCAAAACCGACCGUUGCCCAUGAAAUUUUCAGUUUUGAUGCAUCUGUAUUUUCCUAUGGGAAAAAAAGUUCCCUGAAAAAUUCACAACCAGUUCUGCUGAACAUAAGAACGGCCAGACUAGGUCAGAUCAAUGGUCCUUCUAGCUCACUAUUCUGGUAUCUGACAGUGAUGAAUGCCAGGUACUUCUGCGGGAAUGAACAGAACAGGGAAUCAUCCAGUGAUCCAAUGCAUAUAACAUGUCAGGCCUAGCCACAUAUGGUGCAGCAGAGGUCUGGUAGCUACAGAAAUAUAGAAGACAGCUAGGGUUCAAAAAUUACUUACAGGGCCACGAUCUUGUUCCUACACUAUAGUAUCAUAGACAUGUAGGGCUAGAAGGGACCUUGAAGGUCAUCUAGUCCAGCACUCAGGCAGGGACCUGGGGCUUUAGGAUCAGUAGCCUUGGAGGAGCAUUUGCUGUUGUAGUUUUCAUUGAGGAGCAAAUCCAGCAUGAUGGCAUCUGCACAUUUAUGGGACUGUCACAGAGACCAGAGCUUUUCCAACACCACCUCCGCACCCCUUCCUUUCUAUUUCCUCUGUUUCUCCUUAAGUUCAUUGUUACAUUCUCCUGCCUCCUCAAUCUGGUUUCUCUUCUCCAGGAUCUUAUUUUGAAACAUGUCAUAUUUCUCCAAAGAGGUUUAGGGAAGAACCCAAAUAGAUGAUUGAGGGCUUCAUCUCCCAUGCAGGGCCCGCAAAGCCAGCUUCAGUUGCUGCAUGUGAGACCAUUCCAUCCUCAGAUUAUUUCUGGCUCUCCCUGCAGAGGCUCACUUUUGGCCUGUUACAUGGCUAGCAAACCAGCUGCAAUGUCCACCCUCCUUUGCCCUUCCCCGGUUGCAUCAAUUAUUGGUGGCUUUCCUGCUGUUUUAUCAUGCAGUCAUGCCAAUCCCCAAUAGCCACUUAAGUAUGGGUGCCGUUCAAUGCUGUUAAUUUAGCUGAGAGGAUUUUCAGGUCACAGGUGGGAGCUGAAUCCAUUUCUCUUUGUACACCUAGGGAAAGGAAACUGUGCCAUUGGUCCCCCCCCCCCCGGGACAUGGUCCCGCUCAGAACAGCAAGCCAGCAAAACCAAAGUGACAAUAAACGUACCGUGCAGCCAAUUAUUAGCAUUGCAGACUGGCUCUUCCAGAAGAUGGGGCAGCCCGUCCCCUAGUAUUGUGCACAGCACCCACCGGUAGGGGGCAACACAUGUUGCAGCAAUGGGAUUCCAAGAGAGCUGCCUACGUUGCAUUUCGCAAGCUGGCAGACAUAAGGGAAGCCGUUUCCAACAGGUGCCCAUAGAGCCUCAUCCAAAGCCCAUUGUGCUCAAUGGAAGGCUCCCUCCAUGCACUUCAAUAGAUCAGGCUUUUUAUGAGCAGGAGUCAGAGUAAGGAGGGAAGGGAAGAGAGAGCAAAGGGGAAGAGAGCACGCUCUACUGGUGAAAUUUACUUUAACCGCUGCAUGUGAGUUACAGGUGCCAUGUAAUGGUUCCGCGUACAGCCCACACUGCGAUCAUGGGAAGGAAUGUGCAUGAGUCCCACAUGCCCCCUCAGGAGAAUGGCCCCUCAGAGCUACUGCUAAGCAUCUACCUAGUCUGUGCUAACCCCCGGGGGAUCUGCAGUCCUUCCACCUAUAUUCUCCUGGGUAUUGGUUUGGUUGGCCUGGGCUGGGGAACGCCAGCCUUCAAAGGGUUAAGGUGAGCGCAGUGCACUUUUCUCUCGGAAAACCGAUCGGUCCUGGGAACAGACCCAUUUGUUUUUUUCCUGCCAUCGCUCUGUUCUCUAGAGGGGACAGGCAGCAGCAUAGGUGGGUCCCUCACCCUUCUGGAUUUUCAGAGGAAGUCAGCACCUAUGUAACUUCAAGCGUUAGGCAGAAGAGAAGGGAGGUAUUUGGGGCCUGAACUGAAGCACUUUGAAGCCAUUGGAAACACUCCCGUGGAGUUCAAUGAGUGUUGAAUCAGGACCUUGGUGAACGUUGAUUUGGAGGUUGUUCUAAGAGCCGGGAUGAGAUUGGAGUGAGCCACUUCCUAUCAUUUCUUGUUCAUUGGAUUAUUAAUAAGCAUGUGUUGAUUGUCCUGAAUGGACCCCAGCACUCUGCAUAACAAAUAAUAAGAGACAGGCCUUGUCCCAAAAAGUUUGGACUAGGAUUUUCAGCCAAUAGUAGCUGGGCGUCAUUCAGCGGUAGGCAUGAACUGAAGAACUAGAUGUCAGCCACAUCAAGGCACAAUUCCAUGGCGGUUUAAUUUAGAUCGUACUGACUCUUGGCAGAUUACUCCUCCCCCUGCAGCAAUGUGCAGCAUGUAGAAUUCAAAACAGAUCCUUCUUCUGUGAGAAUGAAUUACCUAAACAAGAUUACCCAGGACUGCCAGGAGACAAAGCAAACAGGUUAGCAGGUGCAAAGCAUGGAACUUUCUUUAUCAGGUGUCAGGCACUGAGAAGCCCAGCCAGUCAUCAUCAGAAGGUUGGUAGGGCAUGAGGUAGGCGCUGAUAGCAAUGUAAACGGGGACAAAUCCUUAGGCCUCUGAUAGGGAACCAAGGGAGGCCAUUGAGUCAAUGGAAGCCACAUGAGUUUCAGCAGCUUUGGAUAUACAGAAAAGCCUAGCAUACUGGACCUAUUAUGCUGCUUUCAUUUAGUCUGACCACUGACUUAGCACUUGGACAGCAGGUGGCUCUGGAAUAAUUCCAACACCGACACCAGGGUCAGCAUAACUCCAGUUUAAGAACAAUCUUGCGAUAAGAACUGCCCUUAUAGCAGGCUAUUGCAGAUGGCAAGGGAUGGUCCAGAGAUCAGGGAACUAGUGUGGCACUUGGGAGACCUAGGCUCAAUUUCCUGCUCUGCCACAGACUUCCUGUGUGACCUUGGGCAAGUCAUAUAGCCUGCCUGUAACUCAGUUCCCCAUCUGUAUAGGAAGGACGAUAGAUCUUUCCUGAAGCAUGGAAGGUGGUGGGGGGAUGAGGACAAAAGAUGGAAAGGUGCUCAGCUGCUACAAGGAUGGGGGCCAGAUAAAGCACCCACGACAGAAAGAUGGUGGAUCCACACACUCCUGAGCUGGGGGAAUAUUUGAAUCUGCAUGUGGCUUUGAGGCUCAGGUCUAGCGCCAUAUGAUGUAUUUUGGAGUUAAUGUCCUUGGUAAGAUCUCAGACAUCUACUUGUUUUUAUUAAUAUCUCCUCCAGCAAACUCCCCUUUGGAGCAUAUGAUCUGAUAGUGUGGGCUAAGAAUUUCCAUCAGUAUUGGUUGCUGUUCUGUUGAUACACUUAACAAGGCAAAAUAUCCAUCUACAAUUGGUUGGAUCCCAAACUCCAGGCUCCCAAGUCUUCUUGGAACAUCAACUCGUAGCCUAAAUGUAUUUCAUGGGGUGUCUUGUUGUUCAGAUCAACAGUUAUUAGGAUUGUUUGCCCCAUUUUCAAAAUAAUUCAUAAUCUCACUGGAGGGCAUAUUUCGGAUCACGAUCAGCAUAGGGGGAGCCAGUUAGGGCCUGCUACUAAUCCCAUAGAAGCACGUGGUAAAAUUCUCAGGGACAUCAAUAGGAGCAUGAGCAGCUUAUAGUUUUUUCUUAUUUGUCCAUAUUGUGGUAGUGCCUAGAAGCCCUAACCAAGAAUCAGGAUCCUAUUGUCCUCGGAGCUGUACACGUGUGCAAUGCAAAGAUGGUCCCUGCGCCAAGGUAAAGUAAACUUUACAAUCUAGGUAUUAGACAAAAGGUAAAUGCAACGAACAGCGGGGGGGAGGGGACAAGGGAACAGUGAGACAAUGGUGUCCCUAGCUGGGAAUGAGCGACAGGGGAUGGAUCACUUGAAGAUUACCUGUUCUGUUCAUUCCCUCUGAAGCACCUGGCAUUGGCCACUGUCAGAAGACAGGGUACCGGGCUAGAUGGACCCUCGGUCUGACCCAGUAGGGCCAUUCUUAUGUUCUUAUGUUAUUUUCUUAUGUUCUAAUGGUACCUUCAUGUUGAGGGCCCAUAUGUUUCUGACCCAAUGACUGGUCAUUAUCUAGCUGCUGCACUCUUUAGUAAGCCGUGACAUUGUUUGCAUAGACGUGUUGUUUGCGGUUUGGGGUGGAGGGAAAGACAUUGCUGCUAUGUUCUUCUGAAGCAUUUAUUGUCCUGCUUUUCAGUUGUCCAUAUCCGUCUGUCCGCCUCCGUGAUUGGCUGUGAAUAAAUAAUUUGUGAAUCUGUGCAUCCUUCUUGCACUGCAGAAAACAAGGAGAUUUUUCAUGUGAUUCCAGUUGGACUUGGUGAUGUGAAGGCUGAUUUUAUUUUUUAUUUAUACGUACGUGAAA
Molecule: messenger RNA, 7889 nt
Organism: Gopherus flavomarginatus (Mexican gopher tortoise)
Lineage: Eukaryota; Metazoa; Chordata; Testudines; Testudinidae
Gene: TMEM275
Product: transmembrane protein 275
Exons: 3
Coding region: 396-944 (182 amino acids)
Source: RefSeq, a predicted model, not a curated record